GGGUAUUUGUAACAAUAACGAACAGUCAACAAAACUUAUGAAUGUUUAUAAUGCGUUAAAGCUUAGCAUUUUUAUUUCAAUUAAAAAACAGUUCAGCAUCCAAAAAUUUUCAAGUAAUAGAUCAAAUUAAAGUAAAUAUUUUUCUAGUUUUUUUUUGUAUUGUUAUAUCUUUUAAAAUGACUGAAGAAUCUACUGAACCUGUUGCAGAUACAGAUACGCAAGAGUUCAAGCUCGAUGAGCAAACAGAGCUCCGCUUUGAAGUUGAGCCCAAAUGUACUAUUACCCUAGAAUUAAAAAAUGGUACAGCUGAAAUUUUCGGUACUGAGCUCGUUAAAAAUAGGAAAUUCGCUUUUUCUUCUUGCGAAAAAGUAGCAGUAUUUUCUUGGCAUGGAUGUACGCUGGAACUAACCGGAAAACCUGAAGUUGCAUAUGUUGCUCAAGAAACGCCCUCUGUAUUUUACAUAAACAUUCAUGGAGCUUUGGAACAAAUGCGAGUCAAAGCUGAGAAGGACGAUUCUAAAGGACCCGUUGUGUUGGUAGCUGGGCCAUCUGACGUUGGCAAAACUACGCUCUGCCGUAUUUUAUUAAACUAUGCAGUUCGAUUGAACCGAAGACCAGUAUUUGUUGACUUGGAUGUUGAACUAUCGUCUAUAUCAAUACCUGGAACUGUUGCUGCCCUUCCUGUUGAAAGAGUUGCUGAUGUCGAAGAAGGAUUUUCUUUAACUGCCCCUAUAGUAUAUCACUAUGGGCAUACUAAUCCUAGCACUAAUAUUAUGCUAUAUAAUACUUUAGUAUCACAGUUAUCUGCUGUGGUAUCAACUAGAGCCUCUCAUAAUAGUAGAGCAAAUGUAAGUGGAACUAUAAUUAACACGGGUGGCUGGAUUAAAGCAGAAGGUUAUCAAGCUCUGAAACACGCUGCUAAGGCUUUCGAAGUCGAUGUGAUAUUGGUUAUUGAUCAAGAGCGAUUGUAUAAUGAACUAGUCCGUGAUAUGCCUAAGUUUAUUCAAAUUGUGUUCGUGCCCAAGUCUGGCGGCGUUGUCGAACGUAGUGUGCAAGCUCGUGCCGAGGCACAAGAUAGUCGUAUUAGGCAAUAUUUUUAUGGAUUGAGGACUCACUUGUAUCCACAUUCUUUCGAUGUCAAGUUCUCGGAGAUGAAAGUGUUUAAGAUUGGUGCACCAUCGUUGCCUGACUCUUGCAUGCCGAUGGGAAUGAAGGCGGAAGAUAAUAGAACCAAACUAGUUCCGGUACAAACUGGUCUAAACCUGUUGCAUCAUAUUUUGAGUAUCAGCUUUGCUGAUAAUGCUGGUGAUGAUGUCGUGACUACUAAUGUUGCCGGUUUUAUUUGUGUUACUAAUGUUGAUGUUGAACGUCAAGUUGUUACUGUUUUAUCGCCGCACCCAAGACCUUUGCCUAAAAAUAUUUUUUUAAUAGGUGAUAUUCAGUUUAUGGAUGCUCGUUGAAAAUGUUUCUGUUAACUGUCUGAUUGUUACAGUUUUAUCACCGAGACUCAAGACAGCUGCUUAAAAUUUUUUUUUAAUGUGUGACAUUCAGUUAUUGAUGCCCAUUAUUGUUGUGUUUCUAUUUUUUGUAACAAAUUUUUUAAAGUAAUAAAUUUUUAAAAAGCAGA
Molecule: messenger RNA, 1627 nt
Organism: Parasteatoda tepidariorum (common house spider)
Lineage: Eukaryota; Metazoa; Arthropoda; Arachnida; Araneae; Theridiidae
Gene: cbc
Product: protein CLP1 homolog
Biological process (GO): tRNA splicing, via endonucleolytic cleavage and ligation; mRNA 3'-end processing
Cellular component (GO): nucleus; mRNA cleavage factor complex
Molecular function (GO): polynucleotide 5'-hydroxyl-kinase activity
Source: RefSeq, a predicted model, not a curated record